Molecule: messenger RNA, 975 nt
Organism: Bufo bufo (common toad)
Lineage: Eukaryota; Metazoa; Chordata; Amphibia; Anura; Bufonidae
Product: gastrula zinc finger protein XlCGF17.1-like
Exons: 2
Coding region: 1-975 (324 amino acids)
Biological process (GO): regulation of transcription by RNA polymerase II
Molecular function (GO): DNA-binding transcription factor activity; RNA polymerase II cis-regulatory region sequence-specific DNA binding
Source: RefSeq, a predicted model, not a curated record
AUGUACACCCAGGACUUCACACAACCUUCUCCUGACAAAUUACAGAUUGUUACCACAAAUACAGGUCAGAAAGGGGAUAAAAGGUUUCAAGGUGGUAAAGAGUGUACAGAACAAUCAAGACUUUCUACACACAGAAGAAUUCAGACAGCAGAGCAGGAAUGUGGGAAAUGCUUUACAAGUAAAACAGAUCUUGCUAAACAUAAGACAAUUCACACAGGAGAGAAGCCAUAUUCAUGUUCACGGUGUGGGAAAUGUUUUAUAGAAAAAAUCUCUCUUAUUAGACAUGAAAGAAUUCAUACAGGAGAGAAGCCAUAUUCAUGUUCAGAAUGUGGGAAAUGUUUUAGACAGAAAUCAAUUCUUGUUUCACAUCAGAGAUGUCACACAGAAGAGAAGCCAUAUUCAUGUUCAGAAUGUGGGAAAUGUUUUAGACAGAAAUCAAAUCUUGUAACACAUGAGAGAUGUCACACAGGAGAGAAGCCAUAUUCAUGUACAGAAUGUGGGAAAUGCUUUAGACAGAAAUCGGAUCUUACUAAACAUGAGAGAAGUCACACAGGAGAGAAGCCAUAUUCAUGUUCAGAAUGUGGGAACUGUUUUACACAGAAAUCAUAUCUGGUUAUGCAUGAGAGAAUUCAUACAAAAGAGAAGCCAUAUUCAUGUACAGAAUGUGGGAAAUGCUUUAGACAGAAAUCGGAUCUUACUAAACAUGAGAGAAGUCACACAGGAGAGAAGCCAUAUUCAUGUUCAGAAUGUGGGAACUGUUUUACACAGAAAUCAAGUCUUGUAACACAUGAGAGAAGUCACACAGGAGAGAAGCCAUAUUCAUGUUCAGAAUGUGGGAAAUGUUUUACACAAAAAUCAUAUCUGGUUAUGCAUGAGAGAAUUCAUACAAAAGAGAAGCCAUAUUCAUGUUCAGAAUGUGGGAAAUGUUUUACACAUAAAUCAUCUCUUGUUAGACAUCAGAUAAUUCACACAUAG